AUAUCAUGUGUUUCUACUUCGCCUUCAGAUCACCGCUGCAGUCGAACCUACACUCCCAAGGAGGACAAAGAAGAGCUGGCUCAAAUCUGCAAAGACAACGUCUGCCGCUGCACACAGGGUGACUGCUGCAUCCCGAAAGCUGACGAUGAAAUCUCCAUCGGUAAAGAAAUGGUGACGUUCGCCUGCAGCGGCCUGCGCCACGUUUUAAAGGUGAAGGUUCUGAGUUUGGAGCAGAGUUACUAUGACAAAUAUGAGAUGGAGAUCAUGCAGGUCAUCAAGCUGGGUGUGGAGGCUGGAUUUGAAGUUGGCCAGACGAGGACCUUCAUGUCUCAUGGAAGAUGCAGAGAGGGACUGGACCUGAAGCAGGGCACUGAGUACUUGAUAAUGGGCCCCAAAGAAGAUCAGUGGAAUGUUGACAGUGACACCAACAAAUACAUCUACAUGUUGGGAAAGGACACCUGGGUGGAGCGCUGGCCCCAGUCCUCAGAAUGUUCCAGCAGUCCACAGCUGCAGGCCAAAUGCAACAACCUGGAUUACGCAGCAAAUGAUCUAACUUUUAACGGCUGCGGACUCUAGAUGUGUCGGAGUUCCAAUAUGGCAGAUUUUGUUUGUUUGGAUUU
Messenger RNA from Cynoglossus semilaevis (tongue sole), 620 nucleotides. Its product is annotated as complement C3-like. The annotation marks the transcript as partial. Lineage: Eukaryota; Metazoa; Chordata; Actinopteri; Pleuronectiformes; Cynoglossidae. The record is from RefSeq and is a predicted model, not a curated record. Gene Ontology annotation, molecular function: protein binding. The transcript is spliced from 5 exons.